This is a messenger RNA of Procambarus clarkii (red swamp crayfish), 2058 nucleotides long. RefSeq lists its product as uncharacterized. NCBI's taxonomy places the organism in Eukaryota, Metazoa, Arthropoda, Malacostraca, Decapoda, Cambaridae. Gene Ontology annotation, molecular function: chitin binding. The record is from RefSeq and is a predicted model, not a curated record. Gene Ontology annotation, cellular component: extracellular region.
AUCUUAUCAACUGAAAUAUAACGGUGUAGUGGGAGCCAUUACCCAGAUCGCUCUACGCUGUUUCUUGUCAAUGUUGCCCUGACUGCCAGGGCCACCGUGAGCUGCCACCACUGCCUCUGCUGCCUUCUCUAACAUCGACACUCACCAACCAAUCAACCAGCUUCAGCUGCCAUCACCAUGUUCAGCUGUCUUUUAAUUUCCCUGCUGGUUGGGAUAGUAGCGGCGGAAGGCCCCAGAUGGUGUGAGCUACCAGCCAGCUGUCAGCCGGGACAGCUGGUGCCUCAUCCCUGGGACUGUCACCAGUACCACCUGUGUGUGGUGGGCGGCGUGCCCCACUCCACCCCUCUACGCUGCCCCCACCGACACUACUUCCACCCCGCCUGGAGGAGGUGCCUGCCGGAGGACACCCCUUGUCUUCCACAGUGUCCACGCGCCUGCCCCUGUCACCUCCUCCGCCAGGGACGUCUUGUCCCUCACCACCACAACUGUCGGCCAGCCCAGCUCCUCCACGUCGACACCGGUCACUGCCUCGACACACGUUGUCUGAACUUCUGCGGUGACAGAGCUAAAGUUGCCCCGUUGGUGACACGGAAUGUCACACGAGUGUCCGGCUCCGUCGUGGUGAGUGAUCAGUGCAAGUUCUCCUGUAACGGAGACUUCAGUAAAUAUGCUGACCAUUAUGACUGCUCUCUGUACUACCAGUGCUUCUCUGGGGGGAUUACUGUCCCGGCCAGUUGUCCGGGAAAUUUCCCGUAUUUUGACGGGGAAGACUGCGUCACCGACAACUCUGCUUGUUGCGCUGACCUGACAACUACCACAACCACCACAACUACCACCACCCCAGGAAGUACUCUUUCACCUGCCACACCGCCAACAGCAACAACCAAAAGCCCCUCUACUACACGUGCAACUAAAACUACCACAACAACAACAACAAGUUUCACACCCACAACCAUUACAACACCCACGACAACCGGCGCGACCCCAUCCAUAGGAUGUAUAACAGAACCAGACUGCAGUGACAAGCCGUUCGGUCAUCUCGAAGGAGAUCCAGACGAUUGCUUCAAAUUUUAUUUUUGCUUAGGGGACGGGACCAUUUCUGCAAAUUCAGUGAAUUGUCCUAUUGGGGAGUUUUUCAACCCUUCCUUUCACACCUGUCAGAAGAUCGUAGGUGACACCUUCCACUGUCCACAGCCCUGCGACUCCUUAUGUCCUUACACAUGUGCUGAAAGCGAUCGCAUCUACGACCCUUUUGACUGCUCCAAAUACUAUUUAUGCAUAGAAGGAACGCCUAUACACCUUCCUUGUACUGAGAGUGUACCGUACUUCAACGGUACGACCUGUGUGGCCAGCCCAGACUCCUGCUGCAGGUUCCCGUGCCCGCCGUACUGUCCUCGUGGUGGGGUAUUCGUGCCCCACGGCCAGGACUGCCACAAGUACUACAUCUGUGUGGACGUUGGCACGCCCCUUGACACCGCAGUGCUCACGUGUAAAGACAAUCAGGUGUAUGAUUACAAGUUAAGGAAAUGUUCAGCAACAGCUGAGUGUAAAAUACUCUGUUGAGGCUCUUCCUUCCCUCAGUGGUGUAUAUUACGUAUUAGAUUAUAUUGGUUGUAUAUUGAGAACGUUCUCUCGAUUUGCCCCAACGUACAAAAUACCAUGUCCUAACAACCAGAAAUGUACGACUGGAAACCACCUACCUAGCCUAACUAGGUAGGUGUUUUCUGUUUUCAUGCAUAGAAAACGUAGAUUUUUGUGAGCUGCUGUUUUAUAGUAAUUAAAGUUAUAAAUAUAAAAAUAUAUAAGUUGGAUUGGACGUAGUAGUUGUGACGACGGGCUGAAAUAUUUUUGUUCUAGUGAGGUGAUCUUUGGCAGCAUUGCGGUGGACUUGAACUCACGUCCCGGGUCACCAGAAACCUUUCACAAGAGUUUAUAAUAGAUCUAUCACACUAUUGUAAUGUUUAGUCUUUGAUAGAGUUUCGAUGUUCUGUGUCUGAACCUUAAAUGAGACACUUCUGUAUGAUGUUCUUAUUAAAUUAAAUUCCUAAUGAUGUCAAA